AUGGAUGGCACUCUGACAGUAAACUUUGAGCUCAGUACAUACGAAUUUGUUUUCCGGAAAAAGGAUGGAGAUCUUUUCGUAAUUACCCAUAUGAUUUAUCCUGCCAUUCAUUUAUUCCUACCAAACACAUUGCUUUGUUCGGAUUUACGUUAUUCAGAAUUAUUCCUUACACCAAAACGGCACUGCAAAUCUUCAUUCAACGAAUAUGAGUUACAUCGUGCCUAUAUUACUACAAAGUCACUUCAUUCCUCAGCAAGCGUGAUGUUACACGUGUCGCAACAGACAGAAGGGAAGAUGAAAGUGUGCUUCCAUUAG
This is a messenger RNA of Loa loa (African eye worm), 315 nucleotides long. RefSeq lists its product as hypothetical. The record is from RefSeq and is a predicted model, not a curated record. The transcript is spliced from 2 exons. Lineage: Eukaryota; Metazoa; Nematoda; Chromadorea; Rhabditida; Onchocercidae. The coding region runs from base 1 to 315 and encodes 104 amino acids.